CGACAUAACCCGCACUCCUCGUCUUCUCAAGUCGACACUCCGCCGCUCCGACAUAGGCGCAUGGACGCCGGAGCUGCCCUGCGCCGCGCGUCCUCCGCCGCCGCUGCAGCUGCCUCUUCUGCUGCUCCCUUCUGCCUCACGCAGAAUCCCUGCCUCCCGAAUCUCUCCUCUUUCUCCCCAAAAAUCGUUUCUUCUUCCUCCCGCCGCAUCUCCUGCUCGCGCCCACCCCCUCCCUCCUAGCGUUGAUGGAAGAAGCGUGGCCGGCCCUCGGCCCGGCGGUCGGCGACGCGGCCCUCCGCCCCCGCCUCCCCCCGGCACCUGUGGCGUGGGGCGUGGCCGUGAUGGCGCGGCGGGAGACGGUGCCUAAGGAGUCGUCCGCGCAGGCGGUGAGCCGGAUCGUGUCCAGCUGCGCCAACUCGACCGGCCUGGCACCCGUCCUCCCGUCGUCGACGCCAACGCCGUCAUCUCGCUCGCCUCCACCGCGGGCCUGCUGGUCACGAUGCCAGAGGUGCUCGAGGAGGUGCGCGACGCCGCAGCGCUCUGGAGGCUCGCGCUCCUGCCCACCCCCGUCGAGACCAUCGAGCAAGAGAGAUCGAAUGUUUACUUUAGCCGGCCCAGACCCUCGUAUUGCUGCUUUCAUUUGCUGAAUAGAGCUUAAACUCUGCACUUUCAUGGACUGAAGUUCAUUUUUCUUGAUGCUCUCUGCAUUGCUGUAUUCAGUAGGGCCAGCUCGAACCGUGUGCACCAGGAAGAAGGCUAGCUCGAACAUUGUUUGGUGAAGCAAGCAGCUGAGCUGGUUUUGUUCUUGUCGCCUUGGAUUGUGCAGCGAUUGGAGGAGGACUUGGUGCAGAGGAAUGGAGUGCGAGUACGGAUGCUGCUUCCGUUGAUCUCAGAGCAAGCAAGGUCCGGCACUGGAGAUGAAAAAGCAAGGAGCCUUGUACUUCUUCUCACUGACAGCAGCACGAGCAGGGGACCUCCGGCGACAGCACACGAGCAGCUGACCUCCGGGCGGCAACACGAGCAGGGGACCAGUAGCAACUUGCAGAGGAGCAGGGGAAAGAGCUCGAGCUUGAGGUCCAGGACGAGCUUGAGGGAGCUCGAGGUCCAGGUCCAGGCGCGCGCAGGUCCUGGCCGGUGGCGGCGCAGAUCCUGGGUGGCGGAAGGGAUAUCGGCCGCGCAGGCCUGGCGGCGGCGGCCCAGGUCCUGGGUGGCGGAGGAGCACGUCCUGCGCAGCGGCGGAGCAAGCAAUUGAGUGGCGCAGGUCCUGGGCGGCGGAGGACCAUGUACUUGGCGGCGGCGGAGCAAGCAAUUGGGUGGCGCAGGACCUGGGCGUCGGAGGAGCACGUCUUGGGCGGUGGCGGAGCAAGCAAUUGGGCUGCGCAGGUCCUGGGCAGCGGAGGAGCAAGCCAUGGGCAGCGCCAGCGUAGGUCCCCGGCGGCGACUUGCCCUGGCGAUGCGCGCGGGUGACGGACAGAGGAAGAAGGAAGGAAAAGGCGACCUGUUUGUAACAGAUUUUAAGCUACGAUGGCGUUUUUGCAAAAUUCGCAGUACACUAAGCUGUGGACAACUUUUUCCGGACGGAGGGAGUACAUAGAUCUUCACAGA
Molecule: messenger RNA, 1605 nt
Organism: Triticum aestivum (bread wheat)
Lineage: Eukaryota; Viridiplantae; Streptophyta; Magnoliopsida; Poales; Poaceae
Exons: 2
Coding region: 872-1252 (126 amino acids)
Source: RefSeq, a predicted model, not a curated record